Chenopodium quinoa (quinoa) is the source of this 2157-nucleotide messenger RNA. RefSeq lists its product as uncharacterized. NCBI's taxonomy places the organism in Eukaryota, Viridiplantae, Streptophyta, Magnoliopsida, Caryophyllales, Amaranthaceae. The transcript has 5 exons. The record is from RefSeq and is a predicted model, not a curated record. The coding region runs from base 1 to 2157 and encodes 718 amino acids.
AUGGAUGAAGAUGAAAGAAUUCCUAUAAUCUUGGGUAGGCCAUUCCUAGCUACUUCUAAAGCAAUUAUUGAUGUCAAAGAAGGCAAGAUGACCUUGAAGGUUGACAAUGAUUCUAUCGAAUUUGAUUUGAAUAAGGUAAUGAGACAACCUUCCUCUAGCAAUGAAUGCUUUAGAAUAGAUACAAUUGAAAACUUGAUGAAUGAGUUUAGAUACCCUCAUAUGCAUGCUUCUAAUGAUCUACUUGAGAAUGUUUUGUUGAAUGAGAAUGAGGUAGGUGAUCAAAAGGAGAUGCAAUUAUAUGAGGAAAUGCUUGAUGAGAAAGAGGAGACAACCCCCGACCAAGAGAUGCUCCAAACAUAUGAAGUCUUCCAAGUAGAAGAGGAGGAAAUCUCCAAUGGUAAGGUAACUCCGAAGGUAGAAUUGAAACCUCUACCUUCGGGCUUGAGGAAGGCUUUGGGUUAUACUCUUGAUGAUCUCAAGGGUAUGAGCCCCUCCCUAUCCAUGCAUAAAAUCGAUUUAGAGGAGGGUGCUAAGCCGUGUAGGCAACGGCAAAGGAAACUUAAUCCUUCCAUGCAAGAGGUUGUGAGAAAGGAAGUUUCCAAGCUACUUGAAGCAGGGAUCAUCUAUCCAAUCGCUCAUAGUGAUUGGGUGUCCCCAGUUCAAGUAGUGCCGAAAAAGGGAGGUAUGACGGUAAUGGUCAAUGAUAAGCAACAAUUGGUCCCAACUCGGCUUGUUACUGGUUGGCAAAGGUGUGAGAGUGCCAAAUUGGUGCUCAAUUGGGAGAAAUGCCACUUCAUGGUGGAUAAUGGCAUUGUUCUUGGCCAUAAAAUCUCCCAAGCGGGCAUCGAAGUUGAUGGUGCGAAGGUUGAUGUGAUUGAGAAGCUUCCUCCUCCCACAAAUGUUGAAAAAGGCUCUUUGCACCGCCCCAUAGUCCAAGGACCGGAUUGGUCUCUACCAUUUGAGCUAAUGUGUGAUGCAAGCGACGAGGCCAUUGGAUCGGUUCUAGGACAAAGAAAGGAUGGGAAACUUCACGUUAUAUACUAUUUGUCCAAGACUCUCAAUGAUGCUCAACGGAAUUAUAUAACUACCGAAAAAGAGUUUUUGGCGGUUAUCCACUCAUUUGAGAAGUUUAGAACCUACCUCAUUGGUUCUAGGACAAUAGUGUAUACCGAUCACUCGGCUCUCAAAUAUUUGAUAAGUAAGAAGGAGGCCAAACCGAGGUUGUUGAGAUGGGUCUUGGUCCUUCAAGACUUUGAUUGCGAAAUGAGAGAUAAGAAGGGAGCCGAGAACGUGGUGGCGGAUCACCUCUCUAGGUUGGGAGGUGCAAGAAUACAUGAAGACGGUUUUCCAAUUGAAGAUGCCCUAAUGGAUGAUGUCUUAUAUGCUCUUGAGGCAAAAUCGGAGCCUUGGUAUGCGGAUAUUGUGAACUACUUGGCUUGUAGUGCCAUACCUCCGGAUUUCACUCCUCAACAACAUCGAAGGCUCAAGCAUGAAGCAAAGAAGUAUAUAUGGGAUGGCCCAAUGUUGUUGAAGAGAGGGGUGGAUGGACUUUUGAGAAGAUGUGUUCCUAAUGAAGAGUUCCAAGAUGUGCUCUCAAUGUGCCACUCAUCCCCUUGUGGUGGUCAUAUGAGUGCUCAAAAGACCGCUUCCAAGUGGAAGGGCAUGCUCAACUCGUACGUUCUAAAGCCCAAGUUCACCUACUCUCAAAUAGACAACAAAUCCGAGAAGAAGAAAGAUAAAGAGAAGGAUUAUGAUGGAAAUAGUACCGAUUCAGGGUUCGUGGCCGUUAUAUCAGGCGGCUUUGCUACAGGUGGCCCGACCGUGAAGAGAAUUAAGCAAGAUGCCUGGAAUUUUGAGAAUGUAAUGCACAUUGAAGGGGUGAAGGCAGAGCCCUUUCCAGAGGUAACGGUCUGCGAGGCAGACCGAGGUUCGAUCAAAGCCCCUCACAAUGACCCCAUGGUAUUCAUCUUGAAGGUUUCUAAUUUGAAGGUUGGUCGAGUGUUGAUAGACACAGGCAGCUUGUCCGACAUAAACAGUUUAGCUUGUUUGAAGAAUUUGAAGUUUCCAGAGGAUGCCCUUAAGGAUAUUUCCCACCCGUUGGUCGAGUUUGGUAGGAGUAUUAUCCAACCGGUUGGACGGAUAGACUUGCCCGUCUGA